CUUCCGACUUCCGCCCAAACGUGAAGCUAGUUACCAAAAUAGAUUCCUGGCGCACUUCUUCCAAGCUUUUGCUGCUGCGUGUUUUCUUCAAGGGAAAAGUUAACAAGCCUGGGCGGAGAGUUGCUCUUUCCCCGCCCCGUUGAGGACCUCUCGCGAGGUUUAAUCCUGUCUUGUCUCCGAGGCCUAUUUGUGGCAUCUCUACGCUGUAGCAAGGAAAAGACGCGUAAUCGGCCCGCGUCUGCUUUUCCUACCGGGGAACGAGCAAGCGACGCUUUUCCUUCCUUCCUAACUGGAACUAGCAAGGCUUCCUACGCGGGCGGACAGGGAGGGGCAGAUCACUGGCUGGUCAUCGUCAGCACUGUGAGGGCAUUAUGCUGGAGACGGUAGUAGAAUUCUGGACUGUACCACUUCAGGCUGCAGGCUGCCAGCCACGCCAGUGUCCACCUGAUGGAGAAUGUGGCCUGUGACCUACCUGCUGGGGCAGUGGCAGCUGUAUUGAAACGCAGUGAGGGACUACCUGAAGGGAGCCUGACUGUGCGUGGCUAUGACUUUGACCGUGGGUUAGACUAUCAUGCCUUGCUCCAGUCUUACCUCACCACAGGUUUCCAGGCUACCAGCUUUGGGCAGGCUGUGAAUGAGAUCAAUCGCAUGAUAGAAGCAAAGCUAACACCACUUGCUGAGGAUGAAGGCAACCAUGCUGACCUGAAUCCCUGUUCCCACCACCUAACAGGCUGUACAAUCUUCUUGGGCUUCACUUCCAACCUCAUCAGCUCAGGUGUCCGUGAGACCAUCCGCUACCUGGUGCAACACAACAUGGUGGAUGUGCUGGUGACCACAGCAGGUGGUGUGGAGGAAGAUCUGAUCAAAUGUUUGGCACCCACUUUCAUUGGAGAUUUCAGCUUGUGUGGGAAGGAACUACGGCAGAAUGGGAUUAACAGGAUUGGGAAUCUGCUGGUGCCCAAUGACAAUUACUGCAAGUUUGAGGACUGGCUGAUGCCAAUCCUGGACCAGAUGGUGACAGAGCAGGACACGGAGGGUGUGAAGUGGACUCCAUCAAAGCUCAUUGCUCGACUUGGCAAGGAAAUCAACAAUCCUGAAUCAGUCUAUUACUGGGCACAAAAGAACAGCAUCCCUGUGCUGAGUCCAGCAUUGACUGAUGGCUCCCUGGGGGACAUGAUUUUCUUCCACUCCUACAAGAAACCAGGCCUUGUACUGGACAUUGUGGAAGAUCUCAGGCUUGUCAAUACCCAGGCCAUCUUUGCCCGGAAAACAGGAAUGAUAAUCUUGGGUGGAGGACUUGUCAAACACCACAUUGCCAAUGCCAACCUCAUGAGAAAUGGCGCUGACUUCUCUGUAUACAUCAACACAGCACAGGAGUUUGAUGGUUCAGACUCAGGAGCUCGGCCUGAUGAGGCAGUGUCCUGGGGAAAGAUCCGCAUGGAUGCCAAGCCCAUCAAGGUUUAUGCUGAUGCAUCCCUGGUUUUCCCACUGGUAGUUGCACAGACCUUUGCACAGAAACCAAAUGCUUUUGCUCCAGAGAAGAAAAAUGACUAAGCCAGGGACUUCUACAUAAGGCAUCUUGGUUAUUAGGAACCGCCUAUCUCUGUCCUGCGUAGCACUGCAGCUGCAGGCACCUGCACUGAAACAGUUUUGCAGUAUCUAUUUGGAUGAGUGUAACAGAGUUGAACCAUUAGCACAACAUCAUUCUUCAUGCUGAGUAGAAGCUGUGCUCCACUCUUACGCUUAGGUGUUUGUUGUCCAUGUAAUCUCAACCCAACCUUCUAAUAAGCCGGUAGAGAUGAUAGAUUCUUACGGCUUUUCCCUCUUGUAUCUCCUAUACGAAAACAUGGUAGCAUUUGGGACCCAAGGCACUUGGUAAUGCCUUUGGCUCUGCUGCAUACUGCUUCUAGGAUAGUGGCAUGGUCCUUGGAUUCUGAAGUUAGCUUUUUUUCUCCUUAUAACAACUGACCCAGACCACACCUCUCUGUUCAUGGCCUGCCUUCCACCACCGCCAUUCCCAGCUUUCAUUUUAAUUCUUGGAUUUUCUUCUCAGUCCCUUUUAUCUAUUUUAUGUGGUGUGCAUCCGUGAGGAAUUUUCCUAAGAUCCCUAGCCUCCUAAUAAACCACUGUGGUCUUUAAAUGUGUGUGUCUUUCUGUUUUUGCUGGAAUUGGCAUUCUCUGCCCAGAACCAACUAUUCAGGACCUGCUCUUCUGUGGGCCUUUCUCUGUAUACUGUUCACGUUUUUGUUUCUGGGAAGAGCAACGCUGGGAACAGUUGAAUUUGUAUUAAAAAUUAUAUAAUACACUU
Molecule: messenger RNA, 2308 nt
Organism: Rhineura floridana
Lineage: Eukaryota; Metazoa; Chordata; Lepidosauria; Squamata; Rhineuridae
Gene: DHPS
Product: deoxyhypusine synthase
Exons: 11
Coding region: 448-1554 (368 amino acids)
Biological process (GO): peptidyl-hypusine biosynthetic process
Cellular component (GO): cytoplasm
Molecular function (GO): deoxyhypusine synthase activity
Source: RefSeq, a predicted model, not a curated record